UUGGUCUGUGCUGCCAUGUUUGGUUGGUUUUUAGAUAGAGUACCACUUAGUUUUUCUCAAUAAAUCAAUAUUGUUUGUAUUUUAGGAGUAUUCUGUGGUAUAGAGAUAUUGGUAGGAUCAUUUGUUUUAAUAAAAAAAAUAUGUUAUUUAUCAUUUAGUUAUGAUUACUGUUACUCGUCACGUCAUACACAAGUACAAAUCUAUCACUCGAAUAUUUCGUGCACAUUUCGAUGAAGAGUCACUGCCAACACGAAUAUUGAGCUAUAGAACUUUGUAGUGUACAAAUUGCUCUAAUAGAAUUAUAGGUAAGAUCUAACUUGAGUGCUCAAUCCUCGAUACCUUUACAAUUUCAUUCAUUUCAUGUAGAGAACGUGAAGUAUGAAAUUAGUAAAUACCUACAAUCAAAACGCGAUUUUGGUCACAGGUAUAAUGGAGACUGUGUCAGCAUCAGCACAAGAUGAUAGUUCUGGAGCAAAUCCCAGUAGUGUCAAGAGUGAUGACAGUAGCCCACGCCAAGAGGGUGGUUGUGGUUCACCACCACCUAACUGUGCUAUUUGCCUUGGUACAUGCAGAAAUAAAUCAUUCACCGAUUCUUGUCUACAUCAAUUUUGUUUUAAAUGUCUUCUAACUUGGAGUAGGGUAAGUAAAAAUUUACAGGUAAAAGCAGAAUGUCCACUUUGCAAGCAAAAUUUCAGAUCUAUUAUUCAUAAUGUACAGUCUAAUCAUCAGUAUGAGGAAUACAUGGUUGAGCAACGUCAAACAGAAGAAACUAUUGAAAGAUUGGACUUUGAUAACCUAACAGCAAGCACCCGGAGAUUUAGAUAUAGAACAACACUAACUCUUCCGCGGCAAGAAUCACUCGCAAUCCAGCAGCUGCUAUUGCGGCACUACCCUAUCAUGGCGGACGUGUUUCCACCGCCAGCGCGAGCGCCUCCUGCCCGUCGCCGUCGUUCACCUGCCGCUUUUCGCCGUACCGUGUACCGUCAUAAUCUGUGGGCGAGACCUUUGCCAGACUUCACGGGACGGUUUAGAGAUUGCUCACCUGAAUUCUAUAGGUACAAUGAUUCACAAAUGCACCGACUAGUGCCUUGGCUUAAUAGAGAACUUCACUAUUUACUGAAUGAAAAUAUUGGCCAUAUAUCAUAUGUUAUUGCUCGUAUUCUGGAAUUAUUGCCUCAAUAUCACAUCAACUCGCCUGAGUUUAGAGAAGCCCUACAAGUAUAUUUUCGGGACAGAACUGAACAUUUCCUCCACGAGCUUUAUUGCUUUGCGUCCACUCCAUACGAUCUAACAGGAUAUGAUCGCAACAUACAAUAUACUACAGACACCAGAAUAUCGACAAUGGUCAAUGAAGUCAUCUCUAGUUCAGAAUCUGAGGCUAGCGUUGAUUCUGAUAUUGUAAUGGUUUCGAGCUCCGAGCCUGCAGAGCCGCCACCAGGACCAUCACGUUUACCUGCGCCUGUGUACCCUCAAAAUUACAUUCCACAACCAGCUACAAAUAAUGUUAUACCCAUCGAAACUAUAUCUCACUCUGACACCGAUGACGAUUCGUCAGAAGUUAUGGUCGUCGGUUAUAUUAAACCACCACAAGACCGCACACCUGAAGUUGUCGAUUUACUCGGGUCAGAUAGUGAUGUUAUAGUGCAAGACACAACCCCGCCAGAGCCUCAGGCUCAAAGUUCAGAGAACCAAGAUACGAGAACUGCACCUUUAGUGAAAUUAAUUUUAAAAAGGCAUGCUUCAGAACAAAACCCCGAUUCUGAUAGCGAAGAUGGCACGCACAGACCGCUUCCGACGAAACGCAAAAAGCGGCAACGUUCUAACGAUACUGCCACCACAACAGACACUUGCCGGACAACACCGUCUCCUCCCCACUCUUGGGAAUCAGAGUCCAGUUCAGAAUCUAACAAUUGCUCAAUAACUACCUCACCUUCCAUGCCGACAAUAUCGACUGAUUCCGAAUCGUUCAGUAGCUCUAAUAGCUCUAGUAGAAAACGAAAACCUUCCAAGAAAAGGAAGUAUAAAAAGAAACACAAAGAUUUAAAUUCUGCAGCAAGUGAUAAAAAGAAACAUAAGAAGCGCAAAUCCCGCAUUCACCACAAAGAAAAGAAAGUAACUAAACCUGAAAAAGACAAGAAUAAUACACGUAAAUCUAACUCUGGUAAAGGAGUGAAAUCAUCUAAAAAGAAAGAACCACCUGUAAAUCCUCAAGAACAAAAUGAAACAACUUUAGAUCAACCAAGCACUAGUGGUACCCAUAGACAUAGAACCAAGAAUCACAAACGACGACGUCCAAGUCGUGAGAGUAAAAGACUGAGAAGUGUUGUUAAUGUGAUGUAUAGUAAAAAAUCUAAUAGUGAAACGAGUUCAAAUGGCAACACGCUCUCGUGUAAUGCGUCAAAUAGUACUGCAACUAGCAUUACUUCUGUUAGUGACAAUAGCUGUCCAAAUAUAGAAUCCUCUCUGCACACCAAUACUGAUGCGUCAUCUGUUAGUCUUAAACCGGUAACAAAUUCUGAUUCUGAAGACGACCUACCUCUAAAUUUAACAAUACAGAAAACAUACACAUCAUUAUGAGAAACUAUUGUAUAAAGUUAUAAUAAUAUUGUGAUAAUAGUACUACCAAUUGUGUCAGAGAAGUAAUUUGUAAUAAAUAGUUGUAUAUUAUGAAUACCCGCAAAUUACUUUAGCAUAACCAUUAUAAUAUCGUAUAUUAUAAUGUUAUUCUGAACACAUAUACCAUCAUCACACAGCUAAUUUAUGUAUUUAGAUUUGGAUUAGUUUGAAGCGCUAGUUAAUACUAAGUCUUAUUAUAUCGGAUAUGUAUUCUAGGUGCUUCGAUUGCCAUGAAAAAUAGAAUCCAAAUAUAUAAAUAUAAUUUAACUAAAAACUUAGUUUUAUUA
Molecule: messenger RNA, 2903 nt
Organism: Diatraea saccharalis (sugarcane borer)
Lineage: Eukaryota; Metazoa; Arthropoda; Insecta; Lepidoptera; Crambidae
Source: the annotation of a GenBank genome assembly